GUUCUCUUUAGGCAUCUUGCCGCGUUCACGCAUUAUUGAAUGUCCCACCGGGUCCCGAGUGACUUCCCUCUCCUCAGCGGCCCGCCACCCCCUCCGCGGACAUCGCAGACAGAAGACACCUGCCGUAAGUGCAACAAGGAGUUCAGCAUCCUCUUCACGAGAUCACGCAAGUGCAAUCACUGUGGUUACAACUACUGCUCGUCAUGCUCGGACUACUCGGCGCUCAUGCCCCGCCUCGGGCAAGCCUCGGGUUAUGACUCUGUCCAUGUAUGCGCAUACUGCAUUGAGCUCCUUCAAAUAACAGCGUCCGGCAGGUCUCAGCUAAAGGCCCUUCCUAUGGCUAAGCUGCGCCACUAUUGCGAGGCGUACAAUAUCAAACCUCGCGGAGCUGUUGAGAAGCAAGACUUUGUGGAUGCCGCCAUUGCUGCACGGACAAGUCGGGGAUGUCUUAAGCCCGACAAUGAGGAUUACUAUCGCAAGCACCGGGUUCCCAAGCAUGGCUCUAGUCGUCAACCUCGUAGUUUCUUCAGCAGGGUGUCAGAUCGCAUGCAAGACGCUGCGAACAACAUUGCCUCAGCCGCCACGACUCCGUUCCCUCCUCGCGUAUCUUCACCCCCGCCAAGGCCACAAACCCAAUACACGCGGUUUGACCCUCAGUCUGGUUCUUUCGCUCGCCCCGAUCUCGAUCCACGGCGACCUCAACAAGGCACACCUAGACAACAGCAAUACCGCCCGCAUACAGCCUCUGGCCGCGCGUCCUAUGCCGCCUCCUCCCAGUCCCGCUUCUCGCCACCUCCCCGUCCGACAUCAGCUGCAGGCAUCCGCACUCCCGCCAGUCCAUCGGUCUCGCGCAGCCCAUCGACGAACCUGAACGUCCCACCCCCGCAGCGCGCCCGCGCGACCUCGACGCCUUCUGCGCCUCCUCGCCCGCGUCAGUCACCGCAGCCGACGCCCACACUUGACCAACUGCUUGACACGCCCACGGAGCGCAUCGCCGCGCUCUCUAUCCACACGCUCAAGGCGAUCCUCUUUGACAACCACGUGAACGCGCGGCUCAUACUCGAGAAGGGCGACCUCGUCGCUAAAGUGACAACACUGGUCGAGGACGAGCGGCGCGAACGGGCACGACGCGCACGUGAGCUCGAGGAGGAGGAGGAACGAGAACGCGCUAUGCGAGAGAUAGCGGAGAACGAAGAGCGCGAGCGGAUGGCGGCGGCGACAGCCCAUCAGCGCCGGCGGGAGCAGGAGAGGUCGAGGGAGAGGCGGAGGAUGAUGCAGCAGGCGACGGUUGUGGAGGUGCGCGACGACCCGGAUGCGAUCGUGGACGGCGCGGAGUCGAUACGCACGUGGAACUCGGACGAAGAGGACGAGGAUGAGGAGCUAACACCAGAGAUGCGGACUGUGCCGCUGCCACCUCCGCUCGUACCGUCGAAAGGGCCGCCUCUACCGCCGAAAGGGCCACCUGUUUCUACAAGGAUGCCGAUGGCGGCUGCGGAGCGGUCGGGGCUGUGCGUUAUAUGCCAGGACGAGGAGGCGAAUAUUGCGAUCGUGGACUGUGGGCAUCUCGCCAUGUGCAGAAACUGUUCCAGCCUCGUCAUGCAGUCAUCGCGCGAGUGCCCGCUCUGCCGCACAAGGAUCGUCACCGAGCAGCGCCUGCUGCGUAUCUUCAAGACCUAGAUGCACGAUGUGAUCGUUCUACAGGUAAUAAUGGACGCGUUCGUUUGGAAUUUUCCUUUGGGUCUUGACGGUGCUCGGGCAAGGAUGGUUACAUACAGAUUCCUGCCGCGGGGAUGCUUUGCAUUAAUGACGCGCUCGUACUAAUUUAUGGACACGCACCUUGCUAUGUUGGCCAUUGUACGUUACCUCACAUUCAUCGGAAUUUAUAUUUUGC
Molecule: messenger RNA, 1891 nt
Organism: Coniophora puteana RWD-64-598 SS2
Lineage: Eukaryota; Fungi; Basidiomycota; Agaricomycetes; Boletales; Coniophoraceae
Exons: 6
Coding region: 40-1677 (545 amino acids)
Molecular function (GO): metal ion binding
Source: RefSeq, a predicted model, not a curated record